This is a messenger RNA of Felis catus (domestic cat), 2872 nucleotides long. Its product is annotated as serine/arginine repetitive matrix protein 1-like. The record is from RefSeq and is a predicted model, not a curated record. The transcript has 2 exons. Lineage: Eukaryota; Metazoa; Chordata; Mammalia; Carnivora; Felidae. Bases 260 to 1198 code for a protein of 312 amino acids.
UUUAGGGCAAACAUUUUUGAAGUCGCCGCUUGCAAGAGGUGGGGGGAGUUCUUUACUUUUCCCUGAAAAAUCUAGACUACGUGAUUUUCUUAAAUACAAUUUUAGGUCGGCUAACCCAAAGGGGCUGCUAAUGCUAAUGCUCGUUCCCAGGCGACACUAGACUCAUUUGGGGUUUUUCCUACUGAGCCCCGGCCGCCACCUCCCCCAAAAGACAUUUGGGUCGGACCCGUUACAACGUAGCCAGAGAAGCCCCAACGCCAUGCUAUUGUUGCUGCCGCGACGGAUACGGCGACUGGGGGCCGGGACACCGGCCCGCCGAGGAGGCGGAGAGCUUUGUCCGGCGACCCCGGCGAGAGCGCGCGCGCGGCCUCCACGCGGCCCGGGCCCCCACCCCACGGCCCGCGGAUGCUGUAGCCGCCGCGGCCUCGCUACACUGUGGCCUUCUCCGCGCGCGCGGUGCCGGCCAGGCUUCUUGACCCUCGGGCGCCGCCGUACCCCAGCCCCGCUGUGGGCGCCGGCGGCCCCCUCCCCCCUCGGCGCCCCGGCUCCAUUCAAACCGUCCUCCCAAGCCCCGCGCCACGCUCCCCCCGCGGCCCGCGUUCCUUACCGAGAGCCGCCGGCGCCGUCGCCUUCCCGGCGCCGCCCCCGCCCCUCCGCGCGGGGCCGGGGGCAGAGUGGGCGUCUCGCCUCUCCUCACGAAACAAAGAAGCCGCCGCCGCCACCGCCGCCGAGAGAGGGUAAGUCUCGCGCGCGCGCCCGCUCGCCUCGGCCGCCCCCCCACGCCGCCCGCGCCCCCGCUGCGCGCGCACUCGCCAGCUCCCCUCCCCCCUGCGGUCGGCUUCUCUCGCUUCCGCCGCCCGCCCGGCCUCGUGCGCGCGCCCGUCCGCCCUUCCGCUCCCAGCGCGCGUGCGCGUCCGCUCGGGGCCUAGCGGAGGUAGGCGGGACCAGAGAAAGCUGGCGCUCCAGAUGUUCCCCCCCGACUCAAUCCGGGAAGGUCUUGCUCAUGCGCACCGGCGUCUUCGUCCUCACGCUGCGUCCCCACGCUGCCGAGCAUGCGCAGAGCGGGCGCCACUGCGGCGGUGGCUGCGUUGGUUCCCGCGGCUGCGGCGGGGGGUUGGGGGAUGGGAUGGGAUGGAAUGGAAUGGCGGCGGGGUCUGCAGGGAAGGGUUGGCCGAGGGGCUUUGAGACCCGCAGAUGAAGACCCGAGGCCGUGCGUGGUGUUUCUUAAACGUCCUUGACAUGCCAAACACUGAGCUGGUCCCUGGCCUCCAGUGGUACACUGAGCAGACAGUGUCUUGGUCGUGAUGUGGACAAUCUGUGGGUUCAGGUGACCGUCUCCCAUGUCGAUCAGCUAAUACAUGAUAGGAAAACGUUAAGUGCAACGGAAGAAAGGCCCACAGCGCAGAGAUCAUAACAGGGGACCCUCCUGGAGUUGAGCAGUCAAGUCAGCUAGACCUCUCGGAGAAAGACGCGCUUAUGCCAAGUCGCAGGAGAUGAGCAAGGGCCGGAGGAGGGGGGCACUAGGUAGAGGGAACAAGAUGUACCAGCCCCCCCCCCCCCCCCCCCCCGAGGAGGAAGAGAGCACUGGAACCCAAGGAGGCCCGUUUGGCUGAGGAGGGCAGAUCAGCGACAGCUACGCUGGGCGGGGCCUCGUAGCCCGCGGUGAGGCUCUUUAGCUUUUCCCUGACCACAUUGGGGAAGUAUUCGAAAGGCUUUAAUCAAGAGAUUCCCAUAGUUACUCAUGCUGCAGGGUGGAGUCCGGGCUGAAGGGGAAGAAGGACAGGAGGUGAUGAGUCCCUUUAGGCCAUUGCCACGGCCCGGGGUAGAAAGGAUGGUGGGCCAAGGUAGGGUGAGGGUGGUAGACGUAGAGAGAGGUGGAGGAAGUUGGAGGUAGAAUGGGUAGAAGCUGAAGGAGUAGACCUGAGAGGUGAAAGUGUGAGCAGCUUUGUCUGCAGGCGAGACCGUGAGGACAUGAGAAUGGCGGCAAGGAAGGAGCUGGAGUCCUGCUUUAAGGGCACGAUGUCUAUUGGGAACAGUUUCGUAGACCAGUGCUUCGUGGCCGUACGUUGGGAUUGGGAUCCCAGUGUAAAUGAAACUGGUGCCUUUAAGGCUCAGGGUCUGUGAUACGUGUUCAGUUCAUUUUUAUGUGUGGCGUGAGGUAUAAUCGAAGUUCAUUGUUUUCUGGAGGGAUAUCUAAUUGUCCCAGCCCCAGUCCUGGAAUGUCUGCUCCCACAUUGAAUUACUGUGGCACUUUUGUAAAAAUCGAUUCACUGUUUAAGCAUGAGUCUGAUUCUGGAUUCCCGUGUUUUGUUACUGAUUGAUAGGUCUACAGUAUGCUAAGACCACACUGUCUUGAUAAGUGUAGCUUUAUAAUAAGUCUUGAAAUCAGGUACUCCUCCGAAUUUGCCCUUUUUAAAAAUUGUUUUGGUUACUCUAGGUCCUUGCAUUUCUGUGUAAAUUUUUAGAAUCAGCCUGUCAAUUUCUACCAAAAACUGCUGGGAUUUUGAGUGGGAUCGCAUUGAAUCUGUAGGCCAAUUUGGGGAGAAGUGUUACCUUAAUAUUACAUCCUCUGAUCCAUGAACAUGGUGUAUCUGUUUAUUUAGGUCGUCUCUAACUUCUAUUAAAUUUGCUCUUUUCAGGCCUUUCCUAUUCCACUGGAAUGACUCUUCAAGGUCACAGGCACCUGCCUGUUGCUAAAUGCAGGAGUCAAGUCUCAUCUUCACUUUCCCUGACCUUCUGGCAAUAGUUGACACGUUACCUCCUUAGAACAUUCUAUUCAUGGGGCGCCUGGGUGGGUGGCUCAGUCGGUUGAGCGUCUGACUUCAACUCAGACCAUGAUCUAGUGGUUCACGAGUUCGAGCCCCGCGUCGGG